Messenger RNA from Laccaria bicolor S238N-H82, 1644 nucleotides. RefSeq lists its product as uncharacterized. NCBI's taxonomy places the organism in Eukaryota, Fungi, Basidiomycota, Agaricomycetes, Agaricales, Hydnangiaceae. The coding region runs from base 1 to 1644 and encodes 547 amino acids. The transcript has 11 exons. Gene Ontology annotation, molecular function: transaminase activity. The record is from RefSeq and is a predicted model, not a curated record.
AUGGAGAAGAACCGGCAAGCUAGCAUUGACCUUUCACACCACCUCUCUGGGGUCGCCAAGGCCCGGACAUCGUCACCCCUCAAGGAUCUUCAAAAAUACUUCGGGAAAGAGGGGAUCAUCAGGUUGGCUGGAGGCCUCCCAAGUCCGGAGUAUUUCCCGUUCGCUUCAAUCACCGCGGAUGCAUUAGUGCCAGACGCGUACUCUUGGACCCCCGACAAUCGUUCUCCUCUUGCAUGGAUAUGGAAUCUCUUUUCGGCGACUAGGGAGAAAACGACGCAAGUCUCCAUCCCGAAGUACCCAAACAAACCAGAGGAUCUGAAUCUGGCGACAGCUUUGCAAUACAGUCUAGCUUCGGGGAUCCCCCAGCUUCAAGAAAUCGUGAAGACAUUCACGACUCAAGUGUACAAACCGGCAUAUACAGACUUCAAGACCUUUGUACACACCGGUAAUACGGACGGUUGGUUCAAAACAGUUGGAACGCUAUGCAAUCCUGGUGAAUGCGUCCUGGCCAGUGAAUGGACUUAUCCUUCUGCUUUAGCGGAGAUGCGUCCUUACGGAGUUCGGCCUGUGCCUGUGCCUAUGGAUGGCCAAGGAAUGAGGGCGGAUGCGUUGCACAAGCUUCUGUCUGAAUGGGAUGCAGACGCUCGUAAAAUGCCCAGUCAGGCCACACGUCAUGUACACGAUCCCAGUUGGUCAGACUGGUGCGACAAUGCAAGGUGCGAGGAAGAGAUCUAUGACAUAUGUGUCAUCUUUGGUGGGUGCGCAACUCAUCUGGCAAGAGCUUUUUCUCAACGGUUUGAAGAUGUUAUAUUUGUGGAGGACGACCCGUACUAUUUUCUCCAACUCGGCCCUUAUAUGGCUCGAGCCGAACGGUCCCCCGCCAGCGUCAACGGCAACGACAACGAGGAAUAUUACUUGUCACAGCUGGUGCCCAGCUACCUAAGGUUCGAUUACGAAGGCCGUGUUAUUCGCCUCGAUACUUUCUCCAAGACUAUCGCACCAGGAUGUCGGCUCGGCUGGUUCACCUGUAAUCCAGUAUUCGCCGAAAAAUUGGAAAGACAGGCAGAAACGUCGACUCAAGCUCCUUGUGGCUUUGGACAGGCCCUCAUCACAACUGUCCUCCUUAACUGGCAAUCGGCGGGAUAUAUACGAUGGCUUAAAGGUCUCAAAGUGCAGUACAAACACAGACGGGAUUUUUUCAUCGAUUGUUUGGCUGAGCAAUUCCAUCUCGAAACCGAGCCAGCCAUUCACGGCAUGUAUGAGGGUUGCGAUGUUUACCAUGCCUCGCAAAGGAGCAGAGUCGAUAAAUCAGGGUAUCUGGCUGAAAAGUCUCACCCCGUAGUACUGUUUUCUUUCGUGCCUCCAGCCUCGGGGAUGUUCGUUUGGUUGAAGAUAAAUUUUGAUAACCACCCUGCAUUGUCAACCCUCGGGCUUGAAGAAUUGGAAAACAAACUCUGGGUAGCUUUGGCGGAGGCUGGAGUACUGUUUGGGCCUGGAAACAUGUUUUCCGCAACUCCGGUAUCGGAAAAGGAAGAGGGUUUUGGUCAUUUCCGCGUGAGCUUUAGUAACGCCAAGCUCGAGGAUUUGAAACGAGCAGUUUCUAUCAUUGCUCAAGUUCUGAAGGCGUUCCAUCAAUUGGAUUAA